UCGAGACUUGUCAAAAUAACAAUCAAAUAAUGUUUGGAAAUUUUCUAUUAAAAUUUCAAAUUUUUCAUCUCAUUAUACAACGAAUUUUAGAUUAUUCCAUUAAAAUUCUUUAAAUAAUUUCAAAAAUUAUGUUUCCUUCAAAACAAUUUUUUGGAUUAAAUAUCAAUAACUUAGAACUUUAUCCACGACGUAGAGCCACCGAAUUCUAUUAUGAACCACAACCCUCAGAAGAAUAUCAAAGUCGUCAUAGUGAACAUCCACAGGAUAAAUUGCAAAAUAAAAAUGAGGAAACAAAUAACUGGCAACGUAUAGCGCCUCCUAGAAAUUCGGAUAUGCGUAUGUUUCGUAAUAGUUAUUUUUCGUGAACAACAAGUGAAAAAUUGAAGGAAAACAAUGUAUUUUGGUAUUUAUUCUGUUAACUAAAUUGUUUUAUUAAUUUUAAAUAAAGUAAUAAUGAAAACUUAA
This is a messenger RNA of Lucilia cuprina (Australian sheep blowfly), 465 nucleotides long. RefSeq lists its product as uncharacterized. Bases 129 to 365 code for a protein of 78 amino acids. The record is from RefSeq and is a predicted model, not a curated record. The transcript has 2 exons. Lineage: Eukaryota; Metazoa; Arthropoda; Insecta; Diptera; Calliphoridae.